Molecule: messenger RNA, 1715 nt
Organism: Amoebophrya sp. A25
Lineage: Eukaryota; Dinophyceae; Syndiniales; Amoebophryaceae
Source: the annotation of a GenBank genome assembly
AUGUCACCAACCAAGAAAAUGGCCUCGUCCUCGCCUUCGAUGAAGACAGCAAAAUCUGCUGCAACGAAGGCUACAGCGAUGAAAACUUCUAGCGUUAAAGCUGCCUCGAAAUCAGUACCAGUGAUGAAAAAAGAUGGAGCUGGGAAGCCAAAAGCAAAAGCGACCGCUAUGAAGAGCGAAAAGAAGGAGCUGGCGAAGCCAGACUUCUACUUGAUGAAGUCGGAACCCUUAAGCAGAUUUGAGAAAGGUAAUGCUAUUGCUAGUAAAAAUGCAUCAAUAUUAUAUAGUAUACUUUCUUAUACAGUUCUUGUUAUAUUAAUUUUGUUAAUAACAAUAGUACGAUUACUACUUUUGUGGCCGUUGUCGACACCAAUUACCAAAAUAUUUGCAUUAUGAUUCGCGGCCUCGGGGACAUAAUUGUAGUUAAGCGAGUCUCUUGCCCUUCACACGGCAUCCGCGUCAAUUUAUCUCCGCAGCUCCAUCCGGCAAAGUAUGCGAUAUGAAAUAUUCGAUAGACGAUUUGAUUGCCGAACCAAGUCAAACUUGUGAUUGGGAUGGCGUUCGAAACUAUCUAGCACGAAACAUCAUGUUAAGGGUUGGAAGUUGACCUCAUCUCGAUGAACAGCAUCGCUAUGGCAGGGCUUCUUCAAGAAGUAGGACUGACUUUAUACCUCUAGACGGGGUCGUACACUACCACUACUUCAAGGAUGAAAACCAUACAUAUGCCCCCCUGAAGAAGAGAGAGAGAGGUCAACUCUCAACCCCUAAUUAUGCGCUCUAUGAAGAAAGGAGACAAAGCGUUCUUCUACCAUUCUAAUGCAAAACCAUCAGGCAUUGUAGGCAUAGUGGAGGUGAUGCGGGAAGCGUAUUAUUUCACUUUUUUUUGUAGUAGUGAGUGUGAGGCAGGCUGGAUCCACCACGGCACUUGAUAGAAGUAGAAGGUCAGGAUCUUUGACGUUUUCAGAUUUUUGUUUUUGAUGUGCUAACUCGGACGAGUGCGUCACAUUUAUUCCUAUACACGACAGAUACAGCGAAGGGAAUAUCUGUGGAAGUUUCCCAUUACUAGUUCCUUUCGUUUAUUGGAAAUGGAAAUCUCAAAAACUUAGUAUCAGUCUACAUCUUUCGCGCAAGAAACCCAAUCUCAAUGUGGGUUUUUUUCAAGAGGUAAUUCGCUCACACCCAAUGUUAUUGUGGUUGAAAAACCCGCCCAACCACUCUGACGAAAUUAUCUUCACGAGGUAUCCCGACAAGCAGCAGUUCGACAAGGAUGAUCCGCACUACGACGCAAAAAGCUCGAAAGAUAGUCCGACUUGGGAUGCAGUGGACAUCAAAUUUGUGCGCAAGCUGAAGAGAAUCAUACCCCUCGACGAGUUGAAGAAUGAUGCAUUCCUGAAAAAGUCGAUGCAGCUAGUCCAGGGAAACCGAGCACCAAGCGUCAGUGGUGUAUCAAAGGCAGAAUGGGACUACAUCGUGGGGAAAUUGGAGGGUGCGAAAUGAAAGACAGAGACCACUGGACCAGGACUACAACAUAAAGGUCUUAGACAGAUUGUAGGACUACUCAUUUACAGAAAGGACUACAACAUAACAGGUUUGUAGUUGUAACAGAAAAACUACAACAUAAUAUAUAACAUAGAAGUACUGAACCUCAAGUUUUUGACUCACCUGGUGACGAGGGUCUAAUAUAGCUUCCGUUGUUCAGUCUAACCCGCUUCCAG